This is a messenger RNA of Nestor notabilis (Kea), 3223 nucleotides long. It is a transcript of the gene PIK3CD, whose product is annotated as phosphatidylinositol-4,5-bisphosphate 3-kinase, catalytic subunit delta. The record is from RefSeq and is a predicted model, not a curated record. Bases 27 to 3167 code for a protein of 1046 amino acids. Gene Ontology annotation, cellular component: cytoplasm; phosphatidylinositol 3-kinase complex; plasma membrane. Gene Ontology annotation, molecular function: 1-phosphatidylinositol-3-kinase activity; 1-phosphatidylinositol-4-phosphate 3-kinase activity. Gene Ontology annotation, biological process: phosphatidylinositol-3-phosphate biosynthetic process; phosphatidylinositol 3-kinase/protein kinase B signal transduction; cell migration. The transcript has 22 exons. Lineage: Eukaryota; Metazoa; Chordata; Aves; Psittaciformes; Psittacidae.
CAGGUGGUAGCUAAGAAGUGAGCAGGAUGCCCCCAGGCAUUUACUGCCCUAUGGAAUUCUGGUCCAAGGGGGAAAACCAAAACAUCCAGGUGGACUUUCUGCUGCCCACAGGCAUAUAUUUAAACCUUUCUGUGUCCUGCAAUGCCAGCUUGGGCACCAUCAAGCAGGUGGUGUGGAAACAUGCUCAGUAUGAGCCGCUGUACCAUAUGCUCAGUGAUCCUGAGGCCUAUGUCUUCACGUGCAUCAACCAGACAGCAGAGCAGCAGGAGCUGGAGGACGAGCAACGGCGGCUUUGUGACAUCCAGCCCUUCCUGCCGGUGCUGCGGCUCGUGGCUCGGGAAGGAGACAGAGUCAAGAAGGUUAUUAACUCCCAGAUCAGCCUGCUCAUUGGAAAAGGUCUGCAUGAGUUUGACUCAGUGCAGGACCCAGAGGUGAAUGAUUUCCGCACCAAAAUGUGCCAGUUCUGCGAGGAGAGAGCAGCGAAGCGGCAGCAGCUCAGCUGGGCAGCCUGGAUGGAGUACAACUUCCCCUUGCAGCUGGAGCCCAUGGCCAAAGGCCCUGGAACUGGCCCUCUCCAUAUCCCCACCAAGAACAUUUUUGUCAACGUCAAGUUUCAGUCUGGAGGGGAGAGCUUCACUUUCCAGAUCUCCCCAAAUGAGUUCCCCAUCACGUUAAUGAGCUAUGCCAUCAAGAAGCAGGCUACUGUCUUCCGCCAUGAGACAGUGGAGAAGCCGGAGGACUACACCCUGCAGGUGAAUGGGAAAUGUGAAUACCUCUAUGGGAACUACCCCCUGUACCAGUUCCAGUACAUUCGCAGCUGCCUGCACAGAGGCCUGACGCCCCAUCUGACCAUGGUACACUCCUCCACUAUCAUUGCCAUGAGAGAUGAGCAAACCAACUGUAUCACCAGCCCCCCCAAGGCUGCUGCCAAGCCUCCCCCGCUCCCCAAGAAAAAGCCAAACUAUGGUUCUCUGUGGUCCUUAGAGCAAUCUUUCUACAUCCAACUGGUGCAAGGCAGCAAGGUCAAUGCAGAUGAGAGGAUGAAGCUGGUGGUGCAAGCAGGGCUCUUUCAUGGCAAUGAGAUGCUGUGCAAGACGGUGUCAAGCUCUGAAGUGAACGUGUGCUCAGAGCCCGUGUGGAAGCAGAGGCUGGAUUUUGAUAUCAACAUCUGUGAUCUUCCCCGUAUGGCGCGGCUCUGCUUUGCCCUCUACGCUGUCAUUGAGAAGGCAAAGAAGGCACGUUCCACCAAGAAGAAGUCCAAGAAAGCUGACUGCCCUAUCGCCUGGGUGAAUGUCAUGCUCUUUGACUAUAAGGACCAGCUGAAAACAGGGGAGUGCUGCUUGCACAUGUGGUCCUCCUUUCCAGAUGAGAAAGGAGAACUUCUGAACCCCAUGGGCACGGUACAAUGCAACCCCAACACAGAAAGUGCAGCAGCCUUGGUCAUCUGCUUCCCCAGCGUUGCGUCGCACCCUGUGUAUUACCCGUCAUUCGAGCAGCUGCUGGAGUUGGGGAGGAAUGGAGAACAACCCCGUGCUGCACCAGAAGAUCCUGAGGAGAAGCUGCAACUGAAGGAGAUCCUGGAGCGGAGGAGCCACACUGAACUAUAUGAGCAUGAGAAGGACCUGGUGUGGAAGAUGAGGUACGAUAUUCGUGACCAGUACCCACAAGCUUUGGCAAAGCUGCUCAUCAUCACCAAGUGGAACAAGCAUGAAGAUGUUGCCCAGAUGAUAUCCCUGCUUCAGACCUGGCCAGAGCUGCCUGUCCUGAAUGCCUUGGAGCUGCUGGAUUUCAGCUUUCCUGACCGUUAUGUUGGUUCCUUUGCUGUCAACUCAUUAAAGAAGCUGACAGAUCACGAUGUGUUCCAAUACCUGCUACAGCUUGUCCAGGUGCUCAAGUAUGAAUCCUACUUAGACUGUGAAUUAACCAAGUUCCUGCUGGACAGGGCAUUAUCCAACCGCAAGAUUGGCCACUUCCUCUUCUGGCAUCUGAGGUCAGAAAUGCAUGUUCCUGCAGUUGCCUUGAGGUUUGGCCUGAUCCUGGAAGCAUACUGCAGAGGCAGCACCCACCAUAUGAAAAUCCUGAUGAAACAGGGAGAAGCACUCAACAAGAUGAAAGCUCUGAAUGACUUUGUUAAAGCGAGUUCUCUGAAGGCCACCAAGCCUCAAACCAAGGAGAUGAUGCACGUGUGCAUGAAGCAGGAAACUUACCUUGAAGCACUUUCCCACCUCCAGUCCCCUCUGAACCCCAACAUUAUCCUCGCUGAAGUUUGUGUGGAUCAGUGCACCUUUAUGGACUCCAAAAUGAAGCCUUUAUGGAUUGUGUUUAAUAACGAAGAGACAGGUGGAGGUGGAGUGGGAAUCAUUUUCAAAAAUGGAGAUGAUCUUCGUCAGGACAUGCUGACUCUGCAGAUGAUCCAGUUGAUGGACAUCCUAUGGAAGCAGGAGGGCCUGGAUCUGAGGAUGACCCCUUAUGGCUGCCUCUCCACAGGAGACAAGACUGGGCUGAUAGAAGUAGUCAUGCAUUCAGACACCAUCGCCAACAUCCAGCUGAACAAGAGCAACAUGGUGGCCACGGCAGCCUUCAACAAGGAUGCACUGCUGAACUGGCUGAAAUCCAAGAACCCAGGCGACGCACUGGAGCAGGCUAUAGAGGAGUUCACUCUGUCCUGCGCUGGGUACUGUGUGGCAACGUACGUGCUGGGGAUCGGUGACCGGCACAGUGACAACAUCAUGAUCCGGGAAACUGGACAGCUGUUCCAUAUUGAUUUUGGACACUUUUUGGGGAACUUCAAGACUAAAUUUGGUAUUAACAGAGAACGAGUUCCUUUCAUCUUAACCUAUGACUUUGUGCAUGUCAUCCAGCAAGGCAAAACUAACAACAAUGAGAAGUUUGAGAGGUUCAGGGGUUACUGUGAAAAAGCCUACAUGAUUCUGAGGCGCCACGGGCUUCUCUUCCUGCACUUGUUUGCACUGAUGAAAGCUGCCGGCCUGCCAGAACUCAGCUGCUCUAAAGACAUUCAGUAUCUAAAGGAUUCCCUGGCUCUUGGGAAAACAGACGAGGAGGCACUGAAGCACUUCAGACUAAAGUUUAACGAAGCCCUGCGGGAGAGCUGGAAAACCAAAGUGAACUGGCUGGCACACAACGUGUCCAAAAACAACAGACAGUAGAGCAGUGUCAGCCUGCACACCUGCUCCUAGAGAAUGUAAUACCUGCACUGAGGCCA